Messenger RNA from Clarias gariepinus (North African catfish), 3793 nucleotides. Its product is annotated as PH and SEC7 domain-containing protein 4. NCBI's taxonomy places the organism in Eukaryota, Metazoa, Chordata, Actinopteri, Siluriformes, Clariidae. The transcript is spliced from 15 exons. The coding region runs from base 287 to 3352 and encodes 1021 amino acids. Gene Ontology annotation, molecular function: phospholipid binding; protein binding; guanyl-nucleotide exchange factor activity. Gene Ontology annotation, biological process: regulation of ARF protein signal transduction. The record is from RefSeq and is a predicted model, not a curated record.
GAAGAGCUGAGGUGAGCACCAGCAGGAAAUAAAGUGGGGAUGGACCCGGAUGUGGGUUAGAUGAGUGGUUUAUUUGCAGCCAGGAAGUGGAACUAUGCCUGUGUGACGCCUGCACAAAAAGUCACUGCAACGCACAUCCGCUGUGCACAUCUCAGAAAGGAGUAGAAAAGAAAACAGACCUGGGUUAUGGCUAUUAACUGAAGUUACUGUAAUUACGAAAAAGUUAUAAAAGAAGAUGGACGCAUGUUUUUAUGGUAAUCACAUAAAAUCAGUUGCUUGAGAAGCCAUGGAAAGCGAUCUCAUUCUACCUGCCCCGGAUGAUUUUACGUCAGAAGAGCCAUAUCUGGAAGCCAAGCUAUACAUAGAAAGGGUGGAGCAGGAGAAUCACCGAUGCCAGGAAGAAAUCCACAGAGAGAGAACCCAUGAACCAUUGGAGACAGACGUUCCCGAACAGUUAGAGCAUGGGGUUUCCAUUACAAUGUAUCCUGUUAGGGUUCCCAGCAUGCAUUUCAGCUGUGCUACGGUACAAUGGGAUAUGCCACAAAUUCCUGCAGAUGCUCCAUCCAAAGAUUUGGGUUCAAGUGAGAUUAACUCGAGUUACGGGUUGAGUAUGGACUGGGUAAUCAAUCCAGCCUUAGACAUGCCAUUGUUGAGCCAGGAGGAAAUUAUUGAUCCGGAACCAGAGGAAGAGCCAGGACAGACAGAUGAUGACGUGGAGCAAGAGCCUGUAGAAGUCGACUCUUGCCAGUUACAUGAUCCACAUACAGAGGUGAAUGUUUGUGCGACACUAUCAACUGAAGACGAACAGACACCAUUUACAGAGAUCUCACAGGCACCAGAAGCAAAUGAUGAUGGUGGAUUAUUGGACUGUGAGGAAAAUAUUAAUGAAAUAGAAAGCCAUCUCUGUAUAGAGAUCCUGCCAGUUCCUGAGGAAAAUAUUAAUGAAAUCGAAGUUCCUGGGGUUUUCGAAGUUCCUGAAGAAACCGACAGCAACUUUGUGCUUUUGCAUAAACCAGAGCAGGUACUUGAAGACAUGGGAGAAACAAAAGAUGAAGUGGAGCUCAAUUCCGAGGCUGAAUUUCCCCCUCCUCCGUGUGAGGAGGACUGUAGUUCUACCCAACAGUCAGAAACAAAUGACCCAGUCCUAGAACAGGAUUUAAAACAAAGUGAGGAACCUGAUCUCAUCCAAGAGGCAGAUCCACUUCAACAAGAUGUAACACCAGAUUUGGUCUGCGAUGCUGUCGAGACAUUAAAGAUUGAAGUUUCUGAAAAUGUGGAGGCGAUUAUAAUUGCUAAUGAUGAGUUAGAAAAUGCUGAUAGAUUUGGCGAGAUACAAGAACCUGUGUUGGAAUUCGAGCAAGAGGAACCAACCUGUGAAGAGGUGAUUGAAAGUACAGUGGAAGAGGAACUUCACAGACACAAAGAACAAUUAAUACCACAGUCAGAUUGUUCAGACGAGUUGGAAAACUCAGAAGAGUCAAAACAAGAACUUGAAGAAACUUCAGAAGAGACAAAGGAACCAAGUUCUAAUGAAACAGAAACAUCAGACCAGGCAAGUCAGACAAAAAGUACAGUUGAUAUAGAAGCAAAUCAAAGAGAAAUUCCCAAUGAGACAGAACUCCUGGACCAGCCUAAAUGCUCAGCUGAAACAGACCCAUCACAACUUUCAGAGCCGAAGGACGGUGAAGAUGACUCAACCAUAUCAACUCAACUAGAGGAGCUUCAACAAACCGAGCGGGAAAACCACACCACCUCUGAACAACAUGAGAAGAAUGACAACGACAGUGUAGGACAAACUGAAAAGGUCUCAUCCAAGCCUGUGCCUGUGGCAGAGGAACAGCAGGAGGAACCUGUUGAACCUAAAGUUCCCUACAAGAAUGGAAACAUAGAAGUUGCGGACCGAGAGGAAGCUCGUAAACUUGCAGAGAAACUUUACAAGCUUGACAAUGUUCAGCGUACAGAUGUGGUUCGCCAUUUGGACAAAGACAAUGAGUUCAGUCGUGUUGUUGGGGAGGAGUACCUCAAGUUCUUCGAAUUCAUGGGCCAAAGCUUGGAUGAAGCUCUUCGGUCUUUUCUAAAAGAAGUGGUUCUAAUCGGUGAGACUCAAGAGAGGGAGCGAGUUCUCGAUCAUUUCUCCAAGCGUUACCAGCAGUGCAACCCUGAGACAUUCUCCUCAUCCGGAGCCGUGCUCACGCUCACAUGUGCCGUCAUGUUGCUCAACACAGACCUGCACGGACAAAAUGUUGGGAAGGCCAUGUCUAUGGCCGACUUCGUGUCUAACCUGGAUGGGAUGAAUGAAGGAGAGAAUUUCAGUAAAGACAUACUGAAGUCUUUUUAUAACUCAAUCAAGAAUCACCAGCUUGAGUGGGCAGUAGAAGAGAAGGAACUGUUGACCUCUAUAACCUUGGAGCAGGACUCGGAUCCGGAUGCGGUCCUUCGCUCGAAGAGUAACCCCUUCCAGGACCUGGCCCAUGACAAGAAGGCCACCGUGUUCCAGAAAGGCUUCCUAAAGCGGAAAGCUCAUGCGGACAUAGACGGCAAGCGCACUCCAUGGGGAAAGAGGAGUUGGAAGACGUUUUAUGCAGUGCUUAAAGGAAUGGUGCUGUAUUUACAGAAGGAUGAAUACAGGAAGGAUUGGCAAAGCUCUGAGGAGGUGCUCAGUGUCCAUCACGCUCUGGCAGAGAGAGCAGAGGACUAUACCAAGCGGCCUCACGUAUUCCGCCUGCAGACCGCAGAUUGGAGGGUCUUCCUGUUCGAAGCGCAAUCUACCGAGCAAAUGAACUCCUGGAUCGGACGUAUCAACCUGGUGUCCGCUCUCUACUCGUCUCCUCCGUUUCCUGCUGCUGUUGGCUCUCAGAGGAAGUUCUGCAGACCCAUUCUACCCGCAACACAGUCUACGCUCACUCUGGAGAAGCAGCUGCAGUCACAUGCCGCUAUGCUGCAGUCGUUUCAGGAGGACCUGAGUGCGUUACAGCAGUCGGCACAGGAGAGCCGCAGGGCAAAAGCCAGAGAAGUGGAGGAACACAGGCAGAAGGAGGAGUACCUGCAGCAUGAGCGAUGCCGUUACGAGGCUUACGUUCACAUUCUGGAUAUCUGGCAGACGUUCGGAAAGUCCUCCGAGACGGUCAGCGGGACAGACCUCGCCCGUUUCGACCAGGAGCUAUGGAAAGGAGCAGACAACGAGGAACAGGAGGACAGUGACAUAGAUGGAGGGUUGAAGAGAUCUCAUUCCAGUCCAUCUCUUGAACUUGAAGUAGCUAGUCCGCCCGUGGUCAAAGUGAGGCGUAACAUCUCAGAGAGACGGACCUAUCGCAAGAUAAUCGUCCCGCGACGUAACAGGGAGGUGGACUAAAACCCACACUGUUACAGACUCAUCAUUUCGAAAAGGACUGAAUGUUACGUAAAUUCUUUCUCAGUAUCAGAAUUCCUGUCUUUAAAGAGACUUGCAUUGAAGAAUGCCCUACAUGCAAACAUAAUAAUAUGACCAGUGUUUUCAAGCUAACACCACACUCACCACACACCUUUAAACCACUUUCACAAGAACAAGGCUUUAACAACCAUACCAACAUUUCGUUUAUCCACAUCUGCAUGAAAAAGAGUGGCAUUUCCAAAUAAGGGAACAAUCUUCAUAAUACCACAGUGUCAUAUUAUUAUAACAUUUCUGCAAUUUACUCAGCAAUUAUUCUAAAUAUUAGAAAAAAACACUUAGAAAAAAAAGGGUUCAACCCUUAAGCUUGUUUGACGAAAACUGUUUUUAUUGUAAUGGUUAUUAAAAUAAAUGGUUUUAAUUUUA